Molecule: messenger RNA, 671 nt
Organism: Aspergillus heteromorphus CBS 117.55
Lineage: Eukaryota; Fungi; Ascomycota; Eurotiomycetes; Eurotiales; Aspergillaceae
Product: succinate dehydrogenase cytochrome b560 subunit
Exons: 3
Coding region: 10-576 (188 amino acids)
Biological process (GO): mitochondrial electron transport, succinate to ubiquinone; tricarboxylic acid cycle
Cellular component (GO): membrane
Molecular function (GO): electron transfer activity; succinate dehydrogenase activity
Source: RefSeq, a predicted model, not a curated record
ACUCUCACCAUGCUUUCCCAGAAGGUUGCUCAGCAAUCGCUGCGGCGGCUUGCCGUCCAGCAGCCCUACGCUCUGCGGUGGUCUCUGAUGAACUCCGCCUCUCCCGCCGCCGUUGCCCUCGGAAGAAACAUUCAGACUAGACACGCUGCCUCCUCCACGAACUCCUCCGACCCUACCAAGCUUCUCGAGAAGCAGCGCCUGAACCGCCCCGUCUCCCCCCACCUCACCAUCUACCGUCCCCAGAUCACAUGGAUCGGCAGUAGUAUUCACCGUGUCACCGGUCUGAUGCUGUCCGGAAGUCUGUACCUCUACGCCACUGCCUACCUCGCCUCCCCCGUUCUGGGCUGGGAUCUGGGAUCUGCCUCCGCCGUCGCCGCCUUCGCUGCUCUCCCCGUCGUCGCCAAGGUCGCCCUGAAGGCUACCCUGGCCCUGCCUUUCACCUACCACUGCAUGAACGGAGUGCGCCACUUGAUCUGGGAUCUCGGCACCGGUCUUACCAACCCCCAGGUCAUCAAGUCCGGCUGGACUGUGGUGGGCUUGAGUACGAUUAGCGCUCUUCUACUUGCUUUCCUGUGAUUUUGUGACAUACCUCUGCUUCUUGUUUGUUUAAAAUGUUUCGUGCAAUAUAUUAUACCAGUCAAUUGACUGUUUUUGGACCACUUUUAUCCUCC